GAAAGGUUGUGCCCUGCCCCCUUCCCUCCUGUUUCAGCUUUGUUUUAUAAAACAAUCUAUACAGGUUUUGCAAAGGUACUAUGUGAUCUUAGUUUUUUUUCAUAUAGUUGGGAAAAAGAAAACUGGAAGGUAAAGAAGGCUCCUCCAAAGCAGGUGAGAAUGUUCACAUGUAGGGAUGAACAUAGCCUUAAACUGCUCAUAAAUUGAAAAGUAUCAGUUGAUCUCUUAGACUUCAAAAUAACUCAUGAAACUGGAUGGCUUCUACAGGGAGCCAGGCCUCGGAUAUAGACAAGUUUUGGGAGUUCUUCAGUGAUGGCGCACCUCCCACCAAAAAGCCCAGGAAGCUGCUCCCAAGCCUGAAAACGAAGAAGCCUCAGGAGCUCGUGCUGGUGAUCGGAACAGGCAUCAGUGCUGCGGUCGCACCCCAGGUCCCAGCCCUGAAAUCCUGGAAGGGCUUGAUUCAGGCCUUACUGGAUGCGGCCAUUGAUUUUGAUCUUCUAGAAGAUGAGGAGAGCAAAAAAUUUCAGAAAUGUCUCCACGAAGACAAGAACCUUGUCCAUGUUGCCCAUGACCUCAUCCAGAAGCUCUCUCCUCGUACUAGUAAUGUUCGAUCCACAUUUUUCAAGGACUGUUUAUAUGAAGUAUUUGAUGACUUGGAGUCAAAGAUGGAAGAUUCUGGUAAACAGCUACUUCAGUCAGUUCUCCACCUGAUGGAAAAUGGAGCCCUGGUGUUAACUACAAAUUUUGACAAUCUCCUGGAACUGUAUGCAGCAGAUCAGGGAAAACAACUUGAAUCCCUUGACCUUACUGAUGAGAAGAAGGUCCUUGAGUGGGCUCAGGAGAAGCGGAAGCUGAGCGUCUUACACAUUCAUGGGGUCUACACCAACCCUAGUGGCAUUGUCCUUCACCCAGCUGGGUAUCAGAACGUGCUCAGGAACACUGAAGUUAUGAGAGAGAUUCAGAAGCUCUAUGAAAACAAGUCGUUCCUUUUCCUGGGCUGUGGCUGGACUGUGGAUGACACCACUUUCCAAGCCCUUUUUCUGGAGGCCGUCAAGCACAAAUCUGACUUAGAACAUUUCAUGCUGGUUCGGAGAGGAGACGUGGACGAGUUCAAGAAGCUCCGAGAAAACAUGCUGGACAAAGGGAUUAAGGUCAUCUCCUAUGGAAAUGAAUAUGCUGACCUUCCAGAAUAUUUCAAGCGGCUGACAUGGGAGAUCGCCACAAGGGGAAGGUCAGCAGGGAUGGUAAGAGAAGGACAGCUAAAUGGCUCAGAAGGCCAGCUAAAUGGCUUAUCGACAGCACACAGUGAAAUGAGAGACUGUAGUACCUGAGAGGGCAAGAGGAAUCGCCACCAUUAGACCAAGCUGUAAGGGCCCACCGUGGACAGUGUUUAACAAGUAAACUCCCAAGAACCCAAAACAGCUCCCAGGAAGUACCAGAACGCAGAGGUUGAAGGCCGGGGUUAGUGGGUGGGUGUCGCAGCUUACCCCUUCGUGCCGUGCUGGCUGGUUCCUGAUCCUCUGCGGCCUGUUCCAGUUCAAUACCCAAGCGACAAGGGACCCGGAAGUCACCCUGCCCCACCCCCAGGCUGGACAGGCCUGUGUCCACACAGCAGAUCCACGGGACAUCUCUACCGACCGUGGCCACAGCUCUGCAUGAAGGACUCGGGAUCUAGAUGCCACGGGAUCGCCGCGGCCCUUGUUGCAGUUUUGUACGCUAUACUUGGUUUUUCGAUUCAGCUUAAUGGCUUUUUUAAAACAUGGCUUGACGCUCUAGUUUUCUAGAUCUUUUACAGUGUACAGUCUUUUACAUAAUUGAGCCGUAUUAAAAGCUUGUUCAUUUA
This is a messenger RNA of Kogia breviceps (pygmy sperm whale), 1843 nucleotides long. The record is from RefSeq and is a predicted model, not a curated record. NCBI's taxonomy places the organism in Eukaryota, Metazoa, Chordata, Mammalia, Artiodactyla, Physeteridae.